UUGGUGUGAAAGUGCACGGGAACUGCGCAUGCGCAGUAGGGACGAGCCGACUGUCAACACUGCUGUAGCCUCGUAAAAUGGCGGACCGCGGAGAAGAGGCAGAGAGUGAGGAUGAGUUGUAUGAGGUGGUGGACAUCACUGACUAUGCCAGGCGACAUCAGUGGUGGAGUCGAGUUUUUGGGAGCAAUACUGGUCCCAUUGCUGAAAAGUACUCUGUAGCGACGCAGCUCAUGAUGGGUGGCGUGACAGGCUGGUGUGCUGGUUAUCUCUUUCAGAAGGUUGGGAAAAUUGCAGCAACUGCAGUAGGUGGAGGGUUUCUAUUGUUGCAAAUUGCAAAUCACAGUGGCUAUGUGCAAGUCGACUGGAAGAAAGUAAAGAAGGAUGUCAAUAAAGCGAAAAAGCAUCUCAAGAAAAAAGCCAACAAAGCAGCUCCAGAGCUCAACUCCUUUAUUGAAGAGUCCACAGAGUUUGUGAAGAGAAAUAUUGUUGUCUCAAGUGGAUUUGUUGGAGGAUUUCUGCUGGGCCUGGCAUCCUAAAUCACAGAUGGAUCUGCUGUACACAUGGACUCUGCCUAUCCAGAGGCAUUCUACUCACUGUUUUAUUCAGUUGCUGUAUCACAGGGGCACAACACUAAAACAUGGUUGUUUUAUAACAAAGUUUGCACUAGUGUGGUUGAGGCAGCGCUGAGAAAUACUGAGUUGGGCCUCUCUGCUGGAAAGAAAGUGGCACAUAUUAUAUAAAGUUAACAUUAACUUAUCAAGUCAAUAACUGGAAUGCAAAUAUGAUCAGUUUUACGCUUAUGUUGAUCAGUGUUGUGGUUAAUAAGCUGCGAUUGCCAACCCCAGGGCUGUUUAUUUGUCACAUGUGAAAUAUGUGUCAUGUAAUAGCCCUGUAUUAAUCUGUGAAGUGCUGAAUCUGUCAGUUAUGUUUUGCCAAACAGUGCAACAUUUUAGUUCUUCAUAUGCCUUUUUUGUUUGUUGUUUCAUAAGUGGCUACUUGUAGUUUAUUUCCAGUGUAUUUUAUGUGUGUACUGUACACAGUGCCAGUUACUUUGCUGGAAAUUUGAAACUUACCUACAGUAACAUAUGUACUGUUAUCUACAGUAACAAUGUAACUAUUAAAGAUACAUUAUUUAUGCA
Messenger RNA from Colossoma macropomum (tambaqui), 1139 nucleotides. It is a transcript of the gene fundc1, whose product is annotated as FUN14 domain containing 1. Gene Ontology annotation, biological process: autophagy of mitochondrion. The transcript is spliced from 5 exons. NCBI's taxonomy places the organism in Eukaryota, Metazoa, Chordata, Actinopteri, Characiformes, Serrasalmidae. The coding region runs from base 78 to 536 and encodes 152 amino acids. The record is from RefSeq and is a predicted model, not a curated record. Gene Ontology annotation, cellular component: mitochondrial outer membrane.